AUGUUUAAUGAUGACAUUGCAAAUAUUGUGGGCGUAGGCCUACUUAUUGUCCCCGCCUUUUGUAAAUACAGACCUCCUCCCUUACUAUGUUAUAUUAAAGACCGUUGUGAACCCUACCAACAUUUGUUUUUCUUUCUGUGUUGGUUACGCUUCAUUUUGUGGACCAGAAUGACAAUCCAAAUCUUUACCAUCAAAUAUGAUGCGGAAAAUGGGCCAUAUGUAUUUUCAAGGGGAGAUACUAUCACAGGGAGAAUUAUUUUGGUAGUUUCAGCUGAAACAAAGAUUAAAUGUCUUUCUAUCAAGGCUAAAGGAAAAGCUCAUAUUUUGUGGGAGGAAGAUUAUGGAUUAUACCUGGAUGAAACAUACCACGUGCCAAAUAUGAAUAUUUUUUCAAUUGAGUACUUUAUGUUGGGAGAGACUACAUGGUCAACAUUGUUCAGUGUAUCUAAAUUCUAUUUCCAUUUCCCCAUACUCUCAGGCACCACUGUUCUAACUACAGGAAGACAUGUGUAUCCUUUCUCUUUCCAAAUACCUGACGAGGACAUGCCCUCUUCUUUCCAGGGUAAAUGUGGUCAAAUCCUUUACUCAUUAGAGGCUAAGUUGACCAGGUCAAUGAGGUUUGACACCAAAGCCAAGACUGAUUUCCCCUUUGUCUCAAAGGCAGACCGGUCUAUGAUCCCAUAUCUAAUGGUAAGGAACAGUAUUUGGCUAUAUUGUCACUACUACAGCACUUCCCACUCCGCUGCAUACAUACUGGACCUGAACCAGCAUAUACACAUCCAUCCUCAUUCAGGAGAGGCUCUGAACGUCAGGGCAAUUAUUGUCAGCAACUCAACUUGCCCAGUGACCCCAAAAUACUACCUGUACGAAAAGCAGUGUUUCUACGCCCAGAAGAAGAGGAAAGUCCACACCCACAACAUCUUGAAAAAGAAGGGCGAUCGGGUCCCUGCUGGCACUCGGCAGACGGUGACCCAAGUUUUGACCAUCCCUCCACAACUCCCUGCCACCAUCUUCAACUGUCCUAUACUCAAAUUAGAGUACCGAUUCUAAGCUACGGGACUGUUGUUGGCACAGAUUGGAAUAUGUUUCAGGAUUCAUCUGAAGGCAUUGAGGAGUUUACCACAUCAGUCAUCGGCUUCAUUAAUAAAUGAAUAUCUCCCCGUAGAAUUCACAGCAACAGGACCAAAUCCCCACCAUUUGCGUGAAGAGAAGACAAAGAAAAAGAGGAUGGAGGUCGGGCUGACUUCUGAGAAUUCAUAGGCGAUCUAAUAAAUCCCCACAGCCUUCCGUUCUACUAGCUAACAUGCAAUUAUUGGAAAAUAAAAUUUACAACUUACGAGGUAUAUUAAACUACCAACGGGACAUUAAAACCAUAAAAUCUUAUUGUGGCUGAACGACGACAUUAUCAACAUACAACUGGCUGGUUAUACGCUGUAUCGGCAGGAUAGAACAGCGCCGUCU
Molecule: messenger RNA, 1461 nt
Organism: Oncorhynchus masou masou (cherry salmon)
Lineage: Eukaryota; Metazoa; Chordata; Actinopteri; Salmoniformes; Salmonidae
Product: arrestin domain-containing protein 3-like
Exons: 6
Coding region: 1-1050 (349 amino acids)
Biological process (GO): protein transport
Cellular component (GO): plasma membrane; cytoplasm
Source: RefSeq, a predicted model, not a curated record